AUGCCACGUCAAGUAGCUCCACCACCAUCAGGCGAAUUCAGAAGCCAUUCAGUGUCUUCAGAGAAGUCUGGCGAUGUUCCAAAGGACGAUGUCAACGAACUCAUGAGCCUCGUCUCCGCGCUUCGCGGCUUUCCAUCUCAUCCGAGCAAAGACGUAUACGGCUUAGACGCCACACUCGACCUCACGACUUUCGAUAUUCAGGAUGAGUUCAAGAGGAUUGUGGAUUCCAUUGAGGCUUUGGGCAGGACGUUUGCUAGGUAG
Pseudocercospora fijiensis CIRAD86 is the source of this 261-nucleotide messenger RNA. RefSeq lists its product as uncharacterized. The transcript is spliced from 4 exons. Lineage: Eukaryota; Fungi; Ascomycota; Dothideomycetes; Mycosphaerellales; Mycosphaerellaceae. The record is from RefSeq and is a predicted model, not a curated record. Bases 1 to 261 code for a protein of 86 amino acids.